This is a messenger RNA of Bufo bufo (common toad), 1025 nucleotides long. Its product is annotated as zymogen granule membrane protein 16-like. The coding region runs from base 394 to 891 and encodes 165 amino acids. The transcript has 4 exons. The record is from RefSeq and is a predicted model, not a curated record. NCBI's taxonomy places the organism in Eukaryota, Metazoa, Chordata, Amphibia, Anura, Bufonidae.
UGGUCAACCUAUCCAGUACUAUAAUAGCAUGCAGUACCCUACCUAGGACAGUCAGCCCAAAGCUUAUGAGGACCACCAGUGAGGGGCGGGGGAGUUUUUUUCUUAUAUAUUUUGCCUCCUUCAGAGCUCAGCUUAUGACACAUCCCUGGUACCCUCCUCCCUUUUCUCUGAAGAACCUGAGUUAUGGUACCGGAAGGGUGCUGGCCUCUCCGGUACCACAAGGUUUAGUAAUUUCCUGUUGUUGGAGAAGUAGCUGAGAAACCAUAUAGAAAUGUAGUGGUGGAGAUAAGACAUGAGAGGCUAUUUGUUAUGUAGGACAAUGAGAACUUUCUCAGCCGCUAGGAUUUGGAUUCUUGGAGCCACUUUGUCCAUGAUCACAUAUCCAGGUGUAGAAUGUUUCUCUGGAUCUUGCUCAGUGUCUGCUGCAUCGCUGCAGCUCAACAGCGAAGCUCAUCUUCCUCUGGAGAAUAUGGUGGUGGUGGCGGUAAGCGAUUCACCCACACUGGAAACCAAUUGGACGGACCAAUCACAGCCCUGAGAGUUCGUGUAAGCCGCAACUACGUCGUAGGGUUGCAGAUCCGCUAUGGGACCACCUGGUCAGACUAUAAGGGGGGCUCAUCAGGUGAGCUGGAGGAGGUCUUCCUGCACCCCGGGGAGGCAGUCAUCCAAGUUACAGGGACCUAUUCCAAUUAUAUCCGGAGGUUGGUGUUUGUUACAAAUAAAGGGCGUUACUUCCCGUUUGGGAAGGAUUACGGGAAGACUCUCAAUGCCACCCCGCUGUUCCCCAACACCGUCCUCAGAUACAUCAGUGGCAGCUCGGGCUCCGUCAUCGAUGCCAUCAGCUUUCACUGGGAUUACGCCAACAGUAACUGUGUACACUGUGCCAAGUAAUGAAUCAGAGCAUCGCACCGUGCUGCAGAGUAUUGCACCUUGUCACCUGACUCCCUCCCUGCAAUCACCCCCCCCCCCCCCCCCCCCCACAUUCUUAAUUCAAGAUCCUGAUUGACACGUUGCCCCUGAGUGCA